Messenger RNA from Balaenoptera acutorostrata (minke whale), 4877 nucleotides. It is a transcript of the gene BRD2, whose product is annotated as bromodomain containing 2. Gene Ontology annotation, biological process: regulation of DNA-templated transcription; chromatin remodeling. Gene Ontology annotation, cellular component: chromatin; nucleus. The transcript is spliced from 14 exons. The coding region runs from base 2000 to 4270 and encodes 756 amino acids. The record is from RefSeq and is a predicted model, not a curated record. Lineage: Eukaryota; Metazoa; Chordata; Mammalia; Artiodactyla; Balaenopteridae.
CGAGUGGGGGGGAUAGGGUCGACGAUAGCGGGAUGGGAAGCCGGGGAGAUGCAGAAGCAGCGGCAUUAGAGUGCUCUGGGUCUAUGGAGAAAUGCCUGGGCCAUGCAGCCCACUUGGCCGCUUGAGCGACCCCUAGGAACCUAUGGAAAACUGGCCCCCGUGGCGGGGGGGGGAGGGGCGGCUGGCACGUGACCCGGGUCAGCCAAUCUGGAUGUUGCUGACGUGGCCGCGCGGCCCCGAUGGUCUCCCCACCCCCUAGCUCAGUCGGGAAGGGAGGGGCUGGGGGCUACGCCCCCUCCCCCAACGCAACCUCAGUUUCCGGGGGGGUGACACCCCGGAUCACAUCCUCCCCCCGCACCAAGACAAGGGGAACAUUGGAGCCCCCCUGGAAGGUUCCAGGAUCCAGAUUCUUCACUGCGGCGGCCUCCUCAUUGCCGAGAACCACCCGCGGGCGUCCUGUGGCCACACCCCGGCGGACCGAGGCUGACUACGCCCACGCGGCCGCCUCCAGUCCUGCCAGUCUAGCCAAUGGAGGAGCUACAAACGGCACGACCUGCCCGAGCUUGGCAGUCACCAGUCGCACUGGGCUUGGACGCCUGGGAAGACUUUGUUGGAAGGGGAGGCGGAGAGAGGGUGCUGCACCCCUGCCAACCUCCCUCUUACCCUGGAGUUGCCGAACCACAGCGCAGCCAAUUGGCUCGGAGAUGUGGCGGGUCGCCGCUUCCCUGUGGGUCUAUGCGGCAUUCUGCCUGGUGACUAACGCGUUGGAAAUGAGGCUUAUGACGUCAUCGCAUCCGCCGACCAAUAGAAAACGCUCCCGCGGAGAGGUGUUCCUCCCCCUUCGACUGCGCUUCUUCACGCGCGUGAGCGCGCGCGCGCGCGCGGAGGGGGUGGGGGAAGUCGGGAGCGCGGUGGCGCGCAUGAGCGGCGAAGCUCCGCCCCCUUGCCUAUAUAUAAAGGGCUGGCGCGGGGCUCGGCGGCGCCAUUUCGCGCUGGAGUGGAGCAGCCUCUAGAACGAGCUGGAGGAUUCUGCCUACCUAUACAGAGCCUUCGAGUCGUCCGGGGCCGCCAUUACAAUCCACGUCCAUCCGCUUGGAAAUGGCCUUCGUCUCGGCCUAUGACCGGUCCCGGCGGACAGUACAGACCCCAUAGAAGCCCCCGAAGCUCCCCUUUUUCGAGCCCCGCCCAGUCCUCGGAGUCUGUCCACCCCCUCUACUCCGCCCUCAAGAGGAUUUCAAAGAUGGAGGCGGCGGCUCCCUAAACCACUUUCCGUGUUCAUCCGCCUCCAUCCGAGAUCGAAACGGGACUUCGUCCGCGCCGGACGGUCCUGGCAGGAAGAGGGGAUCCUUGCAGACCAACGGCGGGCAAUAUUGUCGACGGUGUCUGGGAUCGGGGGCUGUCCUGGGGGUUGAAGAGUCUGUCCCCCUUCGCUCGCCCGCCUCGGCUGGGGCCGCCGCCAUUUUCUUGCUGUCCGCCUCCUGCGGAGCGCGCCAAGCUGCUGGGAGUUCUCCAAUAAACAGCGAAGGAGACUGCUUUCGUGCCGGCCCGGCGGGGGGGGGUUGUCGCCUGGAGGGCCGAGGGCAACGGCCCCCGCCCCCCCACCAUUUCCCGGGUUAUGCUGGACUGGAAGGUAAGGGGAACCGAGGCCACCCGGACUUUACGCGGCUGAGGGCAGCGCCGGUUCCCCGUGGUCAAGAUGCUGCAAAACGUGACUCCCCACAGCAAAUGAAAGAGUCCAUCAGACUUGAGAAUUCAAAAUGUAGGACUAAGAACAGAAGAGGUGGUAGGAAGUGCAAGAACAAAAGCUCCAUGGAUUGUUUGGAUACUGGUUUCAUUUUCAUAAUCUUGACCACCUUUCACUAGAUUCCAAGCCUGGAUUUACUGAGGGCUCCCUGGGGAGGGGAAUGCAGGGUUACUGGGGCUGGGCCCAGAGGCAGCAGCGCCUGGGAAAAGGAUUCGAAAGCCCUCCCUGUUGUAUGAGGGAUUCGAGAGCCCCACAAUGGCUUCAGUGCCGGCUUUGCAACUAACCCCUGCCAACCCACCACCCCCGGAGGUGUCCAAUCCCAAAAAGCCAGGACGGGUUACCAACCAGUUGCAAUACCUGCAUAAGGUGGUGAUGAAGGCUCUGUGGAAACAUCAGUUUGCAUGGCCCUUCCGGCAGCCUGUGGAUGCUGUCAAACUGGGUCUGCCGGAUUAUCACAAAAUUAUAAAGCAGCCUAUGGAUAUGGGAACUAUCAAGAGAAGACUUGAAAACAACUAUUACUGGGCUGCCUCAGAGUGUAUGCAGGAUUUCAAUACCAUGUUCACCAACUGUUAUAUCUACAACAAGCCUACUGAUGAUAUUGUCCUGAUGGCACAAACGCUGGAAAAGAUCUUUCUACAGAAGGUGGCGUCAAUGCCACAAGAGGAACAAGAGCUUGUGGUGACUAUCCCUAAGAACAGCCACAAGAAAGGGGCCAAAUUGGCAGCACUCCAGGGCAGUAUCACCAGUGCCCAUCAGGUGCCUGCUGUCUCUUCUGUGUCUCACACAGCCCUGUAUACUCCACCACCUGAGAUACCUACCACUGUCCUCAACAUUCCCCACCCAUCGGUCAUCUCUUCGCCCCUUCUCAAGUCCUUGCACUCCGCUGGACCCCCGCUCCUUGCUGUCUCUGCAGCUCCCCCAGCCCAGCCCCUUGCCAAGAAAAAAGGGGUAAAGCGGAAAGCAGAUACUACCACCCCUACACCUACAGCUAUCCUGGCUCCUGGUUCCCCAGCUAGCCCUCCCGGGGGUCUUGAGCCUAAGGCAGCACGGCUUCCCCCUAUGCGUAGAGAGAGUGGCCGCCCUAUCAAGCCCCCACGCAAAGACUUGCCUGACUCUCAGCAACAGCACCAAAGCUCCAAGAAAGGAAAGCUGUCGGAACAGUUAAAACAUUGCAAUGGCAUUUUGAAGGAAUUACUGUCUAAGAAGCAUGCUGCCUAUGCCUGGCCUUUCUAUAAACCAGUGGACGCUUCUGCUCUUGGCCUGCAUGACUACCAUGACAUCAUUAAGCACCCCAUGGACCUCAGCACUGUCAAGCGGAAGAUGGAGAAUCGUGAUUACCGGGAUGCACAGGAGUUUGCUGCUGACGUGCGGCUUAUGUUCUCCAACUGCUAUAAGUACAAUCCCCCAGACCAUGAUGUUGUGGCCAUGGCACGAAAGUUACAGGAUGUAUUUGAGUUCCGUUAUGCCAAGAUGCCAGAUGAACCACUGGAACCAGGGCCUUUACCAGUCUCUACUGCCUUGCCCCCUGGCUUGGCCAAAUCAUCUUCAGAGUCCUCCAGCGAGGAAAGUAGCAGUGAGAGCUCUUCUGAGGAGGAGGAGGAGGAAGAUGAGGAGGAUGAAGAGGAGGAAGAAGAGAGUGAAAGCUCUGACUCUGAGGAAGAAAGGGCUCAUCGCUUGGCUGAACUACAGGAACAGCUUCGAGCAGUACAUGAACAGCUGGCUGCCCUGUCCCAAGGUCCAAUAUCAAAGCCCAAGCGAAAGAGAGAAAAAAAAGAGAAAAAGAAGAAACGGAAGGCAGAGAAGCAUCGAGGCCGAGCCGGGGUUGAGGAAGAUGACAAAGGGCCUCGGGCACCUCGCCCAUCUCAGCCCAAGAAGUCCAAGAAAGCGAGUGGCAGUGGGGCUGGUAGCGCUGCUACACUAGGCCCUCCUGGCUUUGGAACUUCUGGAGGAAGUAGCACCAAACUCCCCAAAAAGGCCACAAAGACAGCCCCACCUGCCCUGCCUGCAGGCUAUGAUUCAGAGGAGGAGGAAGAAAGCAGGCCCAUGAGUUAUGACGAGAAGCGGCAGUUGAGCCUGGACAUCAACAAGUUGCCCGGGGAGAAACUGGGUCGAGUUGUACACAUAAUUCAAGCCAGGGAGCCCUCUUUACGUGACUCAAACCCAGAAGAAAUUGAGAUUGAUUUUGAAACGCUCAAGCCAUCCACGCUUAGAGAGCUUGAACGCUAUGUCCUUUCCUGCCUACGAAAGAAACCUCGGAAGCCCUAUACUAUUAAGAAACCUGUGGGAAAGACAAAGGAGGAACUGGCUUUGGAGAAGAAGCGGGAACUAGAAAAGCGGUUACAAGAUGUUAGUGGGCAGCUCAAUUCUACCAAAAAGCCACCCAAGAAAGCGAGUGAGAAAACGGAGACGUCAUCAGCACAGCAGGUAGCAGUGUCCCGCCUCAGUGCUUCCAGCUCCAGCUCAGAUUCCAGCUCCUCUUCUUCAUCAUCCUCUUCUUCAGACACCAGUGAUUCAGACUCAGGCUAAGGGGCCAGGCCAGAUGGGGCAGGAGGCUCCGCAGGACCGGACCCCUAGACCACCCUGCCCCACCCCUACUCUCCCUUUGCUGUGACACUUCCUCAUCUCACCCCCUCCCCCCCACUGUAGGAGAGCUGGCUCUGCAGGGGGGAGGAAUGCAGGGACAAUUACUGAAGGAGGGACAUAAAUGGACAAAAUACAACUGCGUUCCCAGCCCCAUGGAGAGUGACCUUUUAGGCAUAGAGCCCCUAUUCAAAAUGAUUGUGGUGGGGCAGGGGUAAAGGGUGGGAAUGGGCAAAGGCCCUGAUACAGGGUUACCUGAGGCGGUAGCUGCCCUGUUCACUUGUAAGGGCCCUGUUUUGAGGUUGUUUGUUCUAAUUUAUUUUAAACUAGGUAAGGCCGAGGCAGGGUGGGGCCGUGGUCCCCUCAGCCUCCAUGGGGAGGGAGGAAGGCGUUCUUUUUUUACGUUGACUUUUUUUUUUUUUCUACUCUGUUUUCCCUUUUCCUUCUCCAUUUGGGGCCCCUGGGGGUUUCAGUCAUCUCCCCAUUUGGUCCCCUGGAUUGUCUUUUCUUUGUCUGUUGAUUCUAACUUGUAAAUAAAGAAAAUAUUAUUCAA